Messenger RNA from Miscanthus lutarioriparius, 720 nucleotides. NCBI's taxonomy places the organism in Eukaryota, Viridiplantae, Streptophyta, Magnoliopsida, Poales, Poaceae. The record is from the annotation of a GenBank genome assembly.
AUGUCGCAGCCGCAGCAGCAGCAGCCGGAGGCGGUGAAGCUGAUCACGGCGUUCGGCAGCCCGUUCGCGCACCGCGUGGAGGUGGCGCUGGCGCUCAAGGGGGUGUCGUACGAGCUGCUGGUGGAGGACCUAUCUGCCAAGAGCGACCUCCUGCUCACGCACAACCCCGUGCACCGCUCCGUCCCGGUCCUCCUCCACGGCGACCGCGCCGUCUGCGAGUCCCUCCUCAUCGUCGAGUACGUCGACGAGGCCUUCACCUCCCACGGCGACGUCAGGAUCCUGCCGGCCGACCCCUACGCCCGCGCCACCGCGCGCUUCUGGGCCGACUUCAUCGCCACUAAGUGCCUGAAGCCGCUGUGGCUGUCGAUGUGGGCGGACGACGGCGAGGCGCGGGCGCGGUUCGCCGCGGAGACGAAGGCGAGCCUGGCGGUGCUGGACGCGGAGCUCCAAGGCCAUGGGACGAGGUUCUUUGGCGGCGACGACCUCGGCUUCGUCGACCUCGCCGCCUGCACGCUGGCGCACUGGCUCGGCGUGCUGGAGGAGGUGGCAGGGGUGCGCCUCGUGGCGGACGGCGAGUACCCGGCUCUGCGACGGUGGGCCGAGGAGUACACCUCCCACGAGAUCGUCAGGCGGUCCCUGCCGGACAGGGACCAGCUCGUCGCCUUCUUCGCUGCCAACCAGGAGAGGUACAGGUCCAUGGUCAACGCAGCGGUGCAGUAG